UCAUUGCCCCUUUUCCCCAACAAAAAGUAAACGCGCCCGAGAACCUUCGCCUCGUCGCCACUAGCACCGAUUCUUCCCCGCGCCGCCAUCGUUCAUCCAACCAUACUCUCCGAUCGAUCGGCAAUCGGCGGAAGCCAGCACUCGAGCCCGCUCCAGGAGCAGAUCGAUUUGCGCGUCGGAUCCAUGGCAUCCUCGUUUGCCCCAGCCCCGGCGCCGGCGGGGUACCCGCCGCACGGCAACCAGGCGCCGCCGGGGUAUCCGCCGCACGGCAACCAGGCGCCGCUUCCGCAGCACACGGCCGUCGCCGUCACGGCGGCGAGCAACGGCGCCGGCAACCCCUACGUGCUCGUCACCCCGGCCAGCGCGGCGCCGUCCACCUGCCACUCCAUCCGGAAGGCGCUGGGGCGGUACGGCAAGCUGCUGGAGGACGGCACCCGCCGGGCCGCCGACACCACCGGCAACAUCUGGCACCACCUCCGGACGGCCCCGAACAUGGCGGACGCGGCGGUGGCGCGGCUGGCGCAGGGGACCAAGGUGUACGCGGAGGGCGGCCACGACAGGGUGUUCCACCAGGUGUUCGGCGCCGUGCCCGGGGAGCAGCUCCGCAAGGCCUACGCAUGCUACCUCUCCACCUCCUCCGGCCCCGUCAUCGGCACGCUCUACCUCUCCACGGCGCGCCUCGCCUUCUGCAGCGACUCCCCGCUCCCCUACCACGGGCCCGCCGCCCAGCCCGCCGAGCCCAUGUACUACAAGGUGGUGCUUCCCCUGAGUCAGGUGAGGACCGUGAGCCCGUCGGCCAGCUUGUCGAAGCCGGCCGAGAGGUACAUCCAGAUCGCCACCAUGGACAACCACGAGUUCUGGUUCAUGGGCUUCGUCUCCUACGACAAGGCGCUCAGGAACCUCUCCGAGGCCCUGCACCACCGGGCGUGAUCAACGUCCGUGUGCACUGCACCACCGCAGCUAAGCUCCAGUUCCGCCGCAUUGUCUGAUAACUGCUUGUCAUUCAGGGUCAGUCAGACAGUGUUUCCACUUCUUACCUGUAUACUGCAACAGUUGUUGCUCUGGAAUAAUCAAGACACCAAUUAAACU
This is a messenger RNA of Lolium rigidum, 1089 nucleotides long. RefSeq names its product GEM-like protein 1. Lineage: Eukaryota; Viridiplantae; Streptophyta; Magnoliopsida; Poales; Poaceae. Bases 184 to 930 code for a protein of 248 amino acids. The record is from RefSeq and is a predicted model, not a curated record. The transcript has 4 exons.